UUUUGUGCUAUCUUAUGAAAGUUAAUAUGAAUAUUAUACUUGUUCUUGUGGAUGUGAUACUAUAUAAUCACUUAUUGAUAAUUGGCAUGUUAUAUCCUUAAUAGACUAAUAAUAAGAUACAAAAUAAGUUCCAAGCUCAGCAAACACCCAGGAGAGGGAAGUAAAACUGAAAAUCAUGUACAUAUGUGCAUUUUUACCUAAAAGUACCAGUAAUUUACUAUUAGAGGAUCGGUGAUGAUCUUGAUUUAAAUUUUUAACUAUUGAACACCAGUUUCUGGCCAAUUGAGCUAUAAGAAGUGGGAUUUUCUGCAGAUCAACAUCAAGUGACGGUACAGGGUCCAGCUAAACUUGAUCCAAAAACGGACCUUCUCAGUGGAGAGGACUACAGCUCUCCUAAAGGCAGAGACUUCACUAGCACUAGUGCCUGUUGGACACCCACAGUCAACUGCAUCUCAGUCACAGCAGAAUGCACUUGUUCUUUUCGAUGUGUUUUUGGACAGUAACAACAAGCCCAAUACUAUCAAUACCCAGAGUGGCUAUCCAACUACACAAAGCAAUCCUUCUACUCCUCAAUUCCAACAGCAGCAGAAUCUGCAAGCUCCACAACUUGGGGUUUAUGCUAAUGGCAACAUGCCAAACACGGGAUCGAACGAGCAUGAUCAAUCACCUUUUUCUCAAAGCUCUGUUCCUGUUUGGAAUGGCCAUAUUGCGCAGCAGCAACAGCCUCCCUCUCCUGUCUAUGGUGCACUUCUGCUUCUUCGUGCUCAAACUAGUGAUUCGCUACCACCACCCCCUUGGGAAGCUCAGUCAGUGGAAAACAGUCAGGUGAUGGGCACUCAGUACCCCCAACAAAUGCAAGGUUCACAGGUGGUCGUCCUGCAUGCACAACCUGCACUGAAUGGAUUGCAUCUCCAGGCACCUUAUCCAAUGGGGAAUGAGCAAGCGAUGGGCAUGUACUUGCAACCAGUCGCAGGUGGCCACAUGCCAUUGCUGAAUAGCCAGGUUGUUCCCAUAAACCAAAUGGUAGGACUUACCACCUCAGCCCAUCCAAGGAGGUCCUUAUAUGGGAUGGUUCCUCAGCCAAUGCAAGUAGGUCAGAUGGCUUAUUUAUAUCCCCAGCAAAUGUAUGGCAGCCAGGUGGCAGCCUAUGGCUAUGGCCAACAAGGUGCUCAGUACCUUGACCAGCGGAUGUAUGGGCUAUCGGUUAGAGAUGACAGUAGCUUAAGGAACUCUUCAUACCAGGUGUCCACUUCAUCAUAUGUGCUGCCCAUGAAGCCUUCGAAGCCAGAGGACAAGCUAUUUGGAGAUCUCGUUGAUAUGGCUAAAGUGAAAUCGUCUGCAAAAUCUACUCCAGGCAGAGCUGGUAGCAUGUAGCAGUAGUAUUUGCCAACAAUGUUUUGCUUGUUAAGCUGAUUUCUUUUGAUUUUCUUAUUUCAAAAUUUUCUGUUAUACAUAUUUGGCAGUUUCUUCUGUUUGUGGCCGUGUAUUGACACUACUUGUUUGGCAUUGAGAUCAUGUACAUUCUUUGUAAAGGGAAAGAAAAGGAAAUCUCCUCGACCUUUUAUCUCUUAUCGGGGCAGAACUGUUAAUAAGUGC
Eucalyptus grandis is the source of this 1596-nucleotide messenger RNA. Its product is annotated as TOM1-like protein 9. Gene Ontology annotation, biological process: protein transport to vacuole involved in ubiquitin-dependent protein catabolic process via the multivesicular body sorting pathway. The coding region runs from base 631 to 1374 and encodes 247 amino acids. Gene Ontology annotation, molecular function: ubiquitin binding; phosphatidylinositol binding. The record is from RefSeq and is a predicted model, not a curated record. The transcript has 2 exons. Lineage: Eukaryota; Viridiplantae; Streptophyta; Magnoliopsida; Myrtales; Myrtaceae.